Messenger RNA from Pyricularia oryzae 70-15, 355 nucleotides. RefSeq lists its product as uncharacterized. NCBI's taxonomy places the organism in Eukaryota, Fungi, Ascomycota, Sordariomycetes, Magnaporthales, Pyriculariaceae. Bases 1 to 276 code for a protein of 91 amino acids. The transcript is spliced from 2 exons. The record is from RefSeq and is a predicted model, not a curated record.
AUGAGCGUGCCCGGCCCGGCCACCAUCGAGGCUGGGGAGUGUCAGAGGGUUGCGUGUAUGCACAACAGUGGGAUUUCUUGGUGCAACUUGGGCAACUCGAGCUGGACCACCCCCACCGGCUUUUCCUGGAUUGCCCACGCGGCGAACGCCCUCCUGUACAACUGCGACUCGCUCUGGGACUAUGGAGAGUGGUGGUCUAUCGGAGGAACCCGCCACCACCCCGGCGUACAGAUUGAUGUCAUCGUCAAGAAUGUUGGAGUAGGAUUUCACUGUUAGUCGAGAAUGUAGUGUUGGAGAGCAAGUGGUUUUCGGGGACUUGACAAAUAGCCAUGCUUCUUUGGAUUUGUUAUCUCGG